Aspergillus brunneoviolaceus CBS 621.78 is the source of this 465-nucleotide messenger RNA. RefSeq lists its product as uncharacterized. The record is from RefSeq and is a predicted model, not a curated record. Bases 99 to 395 code for a protein of 98 amino acids. The transcript has a single exon. Lineage: Eukaryota; Fungi; Ascomycota; Eurotiomycetes; Eurotiales; Aspergillaceae.
UAUGCAGAUGCUUUCCUCGGUGAUAACUGUGAGUGAUUAAAAAUGAUGCUAUUCUUCUGACUCCAAACAUCUUGCAGCACAACGGGGUUAGAUGAUUGAUGGCUUUCGAAAGACGAUGUGAAGUUGGAAGGUUGGAAGAUUGCAGCCGAAAAUAUGUCCGUUCCUUUGCCCUUCUUCUCUGUUCUUUUCUGUCUGGGAUGAUUCCCAGAGGGGUGGUUGGUGGCGGUGGGAAGGAUAAAAGAGAGGGGAAAAAAAGCCAGACAGGAUUUGUUGUUCCCAGUCAUCGUCGUACUAAAACGGAACGUUGCAUUUGCCCUCCCCUUUCCCUUGCAGUUCAAAAGAAAAAUCAGGAAAGCAAAAGAGAAAAAAAAGAAGAGAAAAAGCUAUUAACGUGAAUAAGCGGCCGACUAAUCUUAACCCCGUAGACAGUUACGACUGCCGCGCCACGGUUCUCAUUACAAAGGC